CACAACCGUGGAGUUAUCAGCUCGGAGCUUGCAAACCAGACCCAGGCAGAUUUAAGAAGAGGAAAAGGAACACUUUUUUCCUGCUCCUUCCAGCCUUUGAGUAUGCGGCUCCUCGAGAAACUCCGUUCCUCAGCUCCAGAGCCCGCCUUCUCUAACGUUCUCACCCCGGGUCGCAUCCCCGAGUUCUGCAUCCCGCCGCGGCUGUCCCUGCCGUGCCCACCAGAAUCUCCCCCGGCCGGCGCCCUGCCCCGGCGGUGCGCCGCGGAACCGGACUUGUGGCCCCGCGCGGACGAUGAGAGCGCGGUUCGCACCGACUGGGACCCGCGCUCACAGGCCGCRCUCUCGCUGCCUCACCUGCCCCGCGCGCUCACAGCCUACGGCUUCUGCACGCUACUGGARAGCCCGCACACGCGCCGCAAGGAGUCGCUCUUUCUCGGGGAUCCCCGCGCCGCCGCGCUCCUGCAGCAGCCAGCUGCCAGACCCCGAGCGCACACCUACGGGGGCAACCGAGAAGGGGACGUCACCCGUUUGCCCCUGCGAACCCCGGACGCAGCUCCCGCCGCGGCACCUGGCUGUCCCUGUCCGCCUAGGGACGCGCUCUCCCCGAGGCCUGGCGGCCGCCGCCUCCUGCGCGCCCCUAACGGGCUGCUAAGUCGCGCGCUGCGGGCUCGGAGGAGUCGCGGCUUGGCUCGCGCACGCUCUGCCUCCAACCAGGACGGAGACGUGGAGCGCGGCUCCGCCUCUCAGCCCAACACCCCCGCGCCACCGUGUUCGCCCUCGUCCCUGGACCCACGGACUAAGCUCGUGGAAGCUGAGGGCACCGUAGCACUGGGCCGCUCUGGCUGCGCCUUGCGCCUGGCCGCCAACUACUGUCCCGGCAGCGGCCGCCUCCGCAUCCGACUGCUGCGAGCCGAGGGCCUGGCCGGAGGUACCCCUGAGCCCCGGGCCCUUGGCUGCCGCAUCAGCCUAGUUCUGCAGCCUACAGGCUCCACGCGCAAGCAACGCAGCUCAGUGCUCCGCCGGAGUCUCAAGGACGCCUUUGACCAGGACUUCUGUUUCGAUGGGCUCAUGGAAGACCAAGUGCGCCACCUGACUGUGCGCGUCAAGGCGGAGAAAAAGGGCCGCGGCCUGGAGCGGGGCCGCGUCCUGGGCCAGGGCGAGCUGCUGCUGGGCUCUCUCUUGCGUCUCUGAGGGCUCGGCCCCUCUCUUGGUUGCCUUUGGCAUCUGGGGACACUAACAGCUGCUUGG
Molecule: messenger RNA, 1248 nt
Organism: Urocitellus parryii (Arctic ground squirrel)
Lineage: Eukaryota; Metazoa; Chordata; Mammalia; Rodentia; Sciuridae
Product: C2 calcium-dependent domain-containing protein 4A
Source: RefSeq, a predicted model, not a curated record